AUGUUCUCACUUUUGUACGGACUUUUGUGUUUUUGUGUGCUGGGUUGCAGUCGACAAGCAAGUGGACAACCGGAUGAUGGAAAGAGGUACAUUUGCCGCGCAGUUCCCAUCAGCGGUGAUGCCAGUUGCCCUGUGACUCUUUUACCCGAGCUUAGCACCGGGAGCCAAGAAGAAGAGCUCAGAAACACCGUCAUGCAGCUUCGAGAGACGAUUCUGCAGCAGAAAGAGAAUAUUUCCAAACAGCAAGGCACCAUCAACGAGCUCACCAACAAGCUGUCCCUUUGCGCAUCCGCCACCGACGACAGGAGGUACGAAAAGACGGGCCCCUGGAGCAAAGAUAAACAGAACACGAUGGGGGAUGUUCCGAGGGAUCCGAAUGAUACCAUUGACAGUCUUCGGAAAACCAUGCAAGGUCUCAAGGACAGGCUGGAGAACUUGGAGCAACAGCAGAUGAGGGCCAACGUGUCCGGCGCCUCGUUCCCCAGCGAGCUCCGCGACCUGCUGCAGCGUCGCCUCGGCCAGCUGGAGAAACAGCUCCUGAAGAAGGUCAACAACCUGGAGGAGCAGAAGAGCAUGCUGUCCAACGCCACGGCCGCCUAUAGGCUGAAGACGGAGAGCACGCUGAACGCACUGGUGGAGAGGAUCAGUGAGCUGGAGAAAGGGGGAGGAGACUACAAGUCCCCCGAGCAGUUCAAGCUCUCCCUCCCUCAGCGCACCAAUUAUCUGUACGGCCGCAUCACCAAGAGCCUGCCAGAAAUGUACGCCUUCACUCUUUGCAUGUGGAUCAAGUCCAGCGCCAGUCCAGGGAUUGGGACUCCUUUCUCCUAUGGAGUCCCAGGGCAAGCUAAUGAAAUUGUGCUAAUUGAAUGGGGAAACAACCCAAUAGAGCUGCUGAUCAAUGACAAGGUUGCUCAGUUGCCUUUGGAUGUACGUGAUGGAAGGUGGCACCACAUCUGCAUGUCCUGGACCACACGUGAUGGCCAGUGGGACGCAUACCAAGAUGGUGCCAAGCUGGGAAGUGGCGACAAUCUGGCGGCUUGGCAUCCCAUCAAACCUGGGGGAGUCAUUAUCCUUGGGCAGGAGCAGGACGUGGUGGGCGGGCGAUUUGAUGCCGGACAGGCUUUCGUGGGCGAGCUGAGUCAGGUGAACAUCUGGGACCGGGUUCUGAAGCCAGCGGAGAUCCAGGCUAUGGCAAACUGCAGCUCUUAUUUCCCAGGGAAUGUGAUCUCCUGGCUACCGAGCAAUGUUGAAGUAUUUGGGAGGGGAGCGUUUAAGCGGCCCUUGGAGAUGUGUCAGGAGCGGCUGGCAAACGCUUAAAACUCACUUACCUGCCUCUCUUUAGAUUAGUUCUUUCCAUCCAUUCAGCUUUUUUAAGUGUCUGCUUUUAUUGGAAGAAAGUUUAUGGAAUGAUGUGCAACUAUACAAUUUAAUCUGCUUUGCACUCUUAUUUCUUCAAAGCUGAAUAGCAGCUGUUUCGUGUUUUUUGGAAAUUCAAAGAGCCAGUGUUAAAUCGGUUUCUUUUCUGUGAUAAAGGAACUUAAUACAAAAGUACUUGAAAAAGCCCCCCUAAUGUAUUGCUGCUAUAGAAAGCCCAUACACUUACAUUCCCACACAUUUUCCUACAAUCUCCCUCCUCCUUUCCCCAUCCUCCACACUCAAGCAAGCUUAAAUUAACACUCACCUGAAGCUUUAAGGUAAUGAAAAUCCACUUUAGCCCUGUACAGACGCACGCAUGUGCUGCUACUUCUACAAAUACACUGACUCGCCGACAGUUUUCCGUUGACAUGUGAGUCGGCGUUGCGUGCUGUGUGGGAGUGAGUGACUGGGAAGAUUAACAGACUGGCGAAUGUUAUGUCUAAUACUUAACUAGGGAGUGGGCUCAGAGCAAACAACAGUUACACCUCUGGUCCAGACAAGUCAUUCUGAAGCGAAGAAGCUAAAUUUAGCACUUUGUAGUUCUGGUUUGGUGCAAUAGUCUUAUUUCUCUUGCUUUAAGUUGGCUUCUUUAUUAGUGACAUGCUUAACUAAUACCAGUGAUACUAGUAAGACUAUCACAGUGCUUUUUGAACCCGCCUUUUCCAUUUGG
Messenger RNA from Cheilinus undulatus (humphead wrasse), 2086 nucleotides. RefSeq names its product neuronal pentraxin IIb (gene nptx2b). NCBI's taxonomy places the organism in Eukaryota, Metazoa, Chordata, Actinopteri, Labriformes, Labridae. The record is from RefSeq and is a predicted model, not a curated record. The transcript has 5 exons. The coding region runs from base 1 to 1317 and encodes 438 amino acids.